Messenger RNA from Daldinia vernicosa, 737 nucleotides. RefSeq lists its product as uncharacterized. Bases 94 to 567 code for a protein of 157 amino acids. The transcript is spliced from 2 exons. NCBI's taxonomy places the organism in Eukaryota, Fungi, Ascomycota, Sordariomycetes, Xylariales, Hypoxylaceae. The record is from RefSeq and is a predicted model, not a curated record.
GCUUUGGGACGAAGACCCGCACUCACGAAGAUCCCGACUCGAGCUUUAUUUGAAGGAAAGGAAGAUCUUUCGCUACGAAAACCCACAUUCGAAAUGUAUAGCCCAUACGGCUCUUACAGCUCCAUGAGCGAGGUCACUCAACCGAUGGAGAUCCCUACUACCAGCUACCUCUCCAGCAACGGCGCCUACAGCGCUAGCUGCGCGUUCCCCUCGUGGCCGCGACGCUCAUCUCUUACCGACUCGGCACACGAGCAGCGAGCAACCUCUUACCUCUCCGACGAUGACCUCUUCCCUUGCGACCUGGAGGAUGACGCGCACAGCAUCUCCAGCUCGGGUAGCACGACACCUACCUCGCCCGUCGUCGCUAACGAGGUCGACCUGCUCCAGAUGCAGCGCGAACAGAUGGCUAUGCAACGCGAAGCCAUCAAGUUCCUUCUCAACGAGAAGGAGAGGAGGAAGCAGCAACUCAAGCGCCAACGUCGCAGCAGCGGCGGCAGUUCCAAGAAGAGCAGCCCCAAGUCUGCCAAGUCGGCGCACCUCGACGCCAUCUCCGAGACUGGAGAGUGAGCACCCUUUUACUUUCGUGACAGUUCAGCGUUUUUAAUGAGUAUGACUUUACAACAUUUACGACCAUUUAUGAUGAUUAUACCCCCCAAGAUACCCCCGAUCAAGUCACCAAUAGACGAGUGACGCAGCGCCACGGAUGACAUACCUGCUCCGUCCCGCGCCACGCGGAU